This is a messenger RNA of Chara braunii, 2725 nucleotides long. NCBI's taxonomy places the organism in Eukaryota, Viridiplantae, Streptophyta, Charophyceae, Charales, Characeae. The record is from the annotation of a GenBank genome assembly.
GCGUGAGGCAGAGGAGGGCGACGGGUGUCUUUGGGAGGAGGCGCAGAAGUGGGUGGUCAGGGGGUGAUGAGGGAGACGAGAGUCUUUCCAGAUGGGCCAGAGAGACGGCGAGCAUUGAGGGUCUUCAAGACAACGCUUGAGCUGACUACAGGGGUUUCGUUCGGCAGUCUCGAUGAUGCCCCAGGAGGCCCUGGAAAAGGCAUUCUCUCAAGAGUUAAGAGUGUUCUGGACUUCGACUUCAGUGGCGAUGCCGAAGACGGAAGCGGUACAUUGAAGAUGAAGCUGGAGCCUUGGCGCCACAGACGCCGUAGCCGCCGCCGAGGCUCAGCAGGCUGCGCCGCCAGCACGGAGUCCCAGAUUGCUAGUGAGCAUCAGUGGACAACGGUACUCCAAGGCAUGAUCUUUGUGCCUACGGAAAUGCAGGCGGAGCCGACACAGGCGGAGGCAGAGAGCAGUAACCUGGCUACCGUGAUGUUGAACGUAAUGAGGGGAGUAAUGUGGAACAACAAACUACUGCAGGCACACCUGCACGCGGAACGACAGCAAAGACAGCAGUACCAGCAAGACCUGGCCGUUGUAACGACCGACGUCCGCGAUGCAGCAAUGCAGCAGCAGCAACAGCAACAGCUGAUGAACUCUACCAUCGCACGCAUCAACGACAUUGAGGCCAAGGCCUCAGCAGCGCCAGGCUGCACGACGGACGCGACGAAGCAAAUCAACGAACGCAUCGAUYRYGUSGUCWCCAUCAUCGRCGACAUAGGUGUUUUCAACGGACCGGACACGAUCAGCAGCACGGUGGCCGCCAUCAAGACGGACAUCACCAAGCUACAGACGAGACCGGACGCCGCUACAAAGACGUUCAAGAUGCCGCACUUCGACAUCUGCAAGUUUGAUGACUACAACAAGUCGGACGCUUUGACAUGGUGGCAAUGUUUCCUCACGGAAGCGUCAUGCCGCACUGUCCCGGCGAACGACAUGUUGAAGGCACUCUAUUUGCAACUGAUUGGAGGAGCGCAGGCAUGGAUGAACCACAUGGCGGCCACCCACAAGUGCACCAUCGCCGAACUCCACACGCACAUCACGUGGAAGGAGUUCGAGCAGCCAUGGUUCACCCGGUUCAUGGUCCGCAACGUCGUGAAGGCGGCCAUGAAUGAGGUGUACACAUGCUCUCAGGGGAACAUGCCAACUCGAGACUGGACAACGAAGUGGCAAAAGAUAGUGACCACACUAGGCUUCGACUUGACGUUCCCAAAUCAACAAUCCGAGUUCUUCUCGCAAUCAUGCACGGGAUUGCGGUCGGCACUCGGUAAUGAGUACGACUAUACCACAUUCCAGGGCAUUCUGGAUCGAGCGAACUUGGUCAUCCAAACGGACGACAAGGCYGCUAACGAGAGACAAUCCCAGCCGCACUAUGUGGCUAAGCAGGCCUAUCAACGUCCGGGACAUAACAAUGCCGUGAUUUCUGAGGAAACCGACGACCACCUCGCUGCAGCAGCAUCCUCGAGUGAUGGAGGAAUUGUCGCAGCGCUCCCGCCGAAGCGUCCCAAGAGAGUUCGAAAGAACAAGGCGACACAAGAGACGGCAGCGACGGGAGCUGGGCAGCCAUGGACGGCAUAUAAGAUCACCAAGGAGGUCUAUGACCUACGUCAGAAGUACGGAUACUGCCUUUGGUGCAACGGAGUCACCCAUGUGACCGCACAAUGCCCCGAAAAGGGCAAGGCACGCGCUGUCGACAUAGACGUCCCUUGCUCUCCCGCUUCCAUCCGGAAGUACCGGGACUUGCUGAUCAAAGCCCGCGCAAAUAUGCAAAAGGCUCAAGUCCGCAUGCAGCAGCAAGCUAACCGACGUCGACUUCCAUGUCCUUUCCGCAAGGGAGACCUUGUUUGGGUCCUCUCCGAGGAAUUUGCGCUCGAGCAGGAUGUUUCGCGCAAACUCCUUCCGAAAUGGUUCGGACCAUGGGAAGUCACUUCUGCUGUUGGAGACGACCCCGCAGGUCCUUCCUUCGUGAUCAACAUUCCACCGCACCUAACAGUGCAUCGGGUCUUCCAUGCAUCAAAGCUGGCCAUCUAUACGCCACCUUCAGCUGACGAGUUCCCCAGACGUCGAUCACAGGAUCCGCCUUCUAUGGACGGACAUCAGGAAGUUGACCGAGUCAUCACGCACCGCAAGUAUGGCAACAAGCCAAGGCAGUACAADGUCACAUUCAAGCAAUGUGCGCCUGAUGACACUCGGUGGAUCUCCAGUACAGAUUUGCAGACUUCUGCACCUCUCAUAUUCGCCGACUACAAGAAGCGACGCCUUGCUAAGGACGCAGCUCGGAAUGGGGGUUCCACUUCGUCAGCUGCCACAGAUUUGUAUGUUGUGCUGAAUGCCAGCACCGUGGAAUUACCUGGAGUAGAGAAAUACAUGGAAGCAUUUGCUGUAAACACGCCAGUAGUCCUCUUCAAUCUUGAGCUUGACACUCUGAGGGCUGAUCUUGGGCUGUUCGGUUUUCCGCCCAAGGAUCUGCACUAUCGGUUUCUUUCCUUGUUCAAGCCCGUGUUUUAUGUACGAACCAGAGAUUACUCAAAGAGCGUGAGUGUAGCGCCUUUCAUUCUGAACUACAGUGGCGCUCUGUUUCGUCAAUACCCUGGUAAGUGAACCCUUUACCUUCAGGAAAGCUGUGUGAACUACCUACCAAACAUAAGAGGAGGAAGUGCGAGGAGCCAACGAAUUGUUGACCAGA